Messenger RNA from Grosmannia clavigera kw1407, 288 nucleotides. Its product is annotated as bacterial alpha-l-rhamnosidase domain containing protein. NCBI's taxonomy places the organism in Eukaryota, Fungi, Ascomycota, Sordariomycetes, Ophiostomatales, Ophiostomataceae. The coding region runs from base 1 to 288 and encodes 95 amino acids. The record is from RefSeq and is a predicted model, not a curated record. The transcript has a single exon.
AUGCUCAAGGUGACGUACUCGGAGGGCUACGAGCAGGAGCCGCGCGACUACCCCUUCUUCCGGGUCAAGGGCAACCGGCUGGACGCCGAGCACGGUCGGCUGAUCGGGCCACACGAUGAGGUCCGGCUUGAUGUGGUAGCCAGGACGACGAUGUGCUACGAGCCAUUCUGGUUCCGCACGUUUCGCCUGCUGCGGCUGCAGGUCUGCGUGGAUGAGCCAGGCGCCGUGACGCUGCAGUCGCUUGCAGCCGUGCAGACAAAUUACCCGCUGGAGGUGCAGGCAAGCUAG